Messenger RNA from Microsporum canis CBS 113480, 1254 nucleotides. Its product is annotated as ATP-dependent RNA helicase DBP2. The transcript has 5 exons. Lineage: Eukaryota; Fungi; Ascomycota; Eurotiomycetes; Onygenales; Arthrodermataceae. Gene Ontology annotation, biological process: rRNA processing. Gene Ontology annotation, molecular function: RNA binding; RNA helicase activity; ATP binding. The record is from RefSeq and is a predicted model, not a curated record. Bases 1 to 1254 code for a protein of 417 amino acids. Gene Ontology annotation, cellular component: ribonucleoprotein complex; cytoplasm; nucleus.
AUGUCCGAGGUUAAAGCCCAAGGCUUCGUCAAACCAACCCCCAUCCAGUCACAAGGCUGGCCCAUGGCUCUCUCUGGACGUGAUGUCGUCGGUAUCGCCGAGACCGGUUCCGGAAAGACUUUGACCUACUGUCUUCCUGCCAUCGUUCACAUUAAUGCCCAACCUCUUCUUGCCCCUGGCGACGGCCCUAUCGUUCUCGUCCUUGCACCAACACGUGAGUUGGCCGUCCAGAUUCAGGCUGAAAUCACUAAAUUCGGCAAAUCGUCCCGUAUCCGAAAUACCUGUGUUUACGGCGGUGUCCCCAGGGGCCCACAAAUCCGUGAUUUGACCCGGGGUGUCGAAGUUUGUAUUGCUACCCCCGGUCGUCUUAUCGAUAUGCUCGAGUCAGGGAGGACCAACCUUCGCAGAGUUACCUACCUCGUCCUCGAUGAGGCUGAUCGCAUGCUGGACAUGGGUUUCGAGCCCCAAAUCCGCAAAAUCAUCGGCCAGAUCCGUCCCGACCGACAGACUUGCAUGUGGUCUGCAACUUGGCCUAAAGACGUCCGCCAGCUUGCUAAUGACUUCCUUCAAGACUACAUCCAGGUGUAUAUCGGUUCGCAAGACCUUUCUGCUAACCAUAGGAUUACCCAAAUUGUCGAAGUGGUGUCGGAGUUCGAGAAGCGUGAUCGAAUGAUCAAACACUUGGAACGUAUCAUGGAGGACAAGAAAUCGAAGGUCCUCAUCUUCACCGGUACAAAACGAGUUGCCGAUGACAUCACCCGAUUCCUCCGUCAAGAUGGUUGGCCAGCGCUUUCUAUUCACGGUGACAAGCAACAAAGCGAGCGUGACUGGGUAUUGAAUGAAUUUAAGAGUGGCAAGAGCCCGAUCAUGGUGGCUACUGAUGUAGCUUCGCGUGGUAUUGAUGUUCGCGAUAUCACUCAUGUGCUCAACCAUGAUUAUCCGAAUAACUCGGAAGAUUAUGUUCACCGUAUCGGCCGUACUGGCCGUGCUGGUGCCAAUGGUACUGCCAUUACAAUGUUCACCACUGAGAAUGCUAAACAAGCCCGUGACUUGGUUAAGAUUCUCACAGAAUCUAAGCAGCAAAUUGAUCCCCGUCUUGCUGAAAUGGCUCGCUACGGCGGUGGCGGUGGCGGCGGCCGUUACGGCGGCCGUGGCCGUGGCCGUGGUGGUUUCACUGCUUCCAACUCUGCUCCCCUUGAAACCAUCGAAGAUGGCAUUACAUCAAUGAUCCCAAGUCUUUUCCGUGACCGUUAA